CGGACCGCGGUGGGGACUGCUCGCCGGCUCCUUUUCCGUUUCCCGCCGAGUGACCCUUGACCUCGGCAUCUGCGGCGCUGGAGGGCCGUGUGUCCAGGGGCGUUUAGGGCCGCAGCGCCCUCCUAGGCCCCCCCCGAGGCGGGGAUGCGGUGGAGGGCGGCGGGGAGGGUCUGGGGGAGCCGCCCCCUGCCCGGGGCAGCCGGGCCUUCGGGACCGCAGGGAGGCCGCCGGAUUAGGGGCAUCGCAGAGCCAGCAUCUCUACAAAAAGAGCAGCAGAAUGUGUCUUACCAAGAAAUAUCCUCUCAGUGGGGAGCAAAUGCUGGCCACAUCAUAAAUCCUUUUAGGUGGACAGUGUGUCCUCUUGGAACCCAGCCAUUUCCCUUUUUCAAAGGGAGCUUCCAGCUUCUGAAGGAUGCCAGGUUUGGCUGUCUGCAGUUGAUACAUCAGUCUGCAUCAUUUAGGGGCCUCACAAUAGAAGACAUCCAGAAAGCAAGGGCAUCUCGAUCAAAAACCAAGCAGGAGAGCCAGGGUAAAGUAAGGCAGAAGCUUAGCGAGCGAGCUCGAGAGAGGAAAGUGCCCGUGACACGAGUUGGACGGUUUGCAAACUUUGGGGGUCUGGCUGUGGGUCUGGCCCUUGGAGCCUUGGCAGAGGUGGCGAGGAGUUCCCUGAAUGGACAGUCAAAGCCCAAGAACGGAGGCCCCCUGCUGGACUCCAACCCCUUCCUGUCUGAGGCCAAUGCUGAGCGGAUUGUCGACACCCUUUGCAAGAUGCGUGGGGCAGCCCUCAAAAUUGGUCAGAUGCUCAGCAUUCAAGACAACAGCUUCCUGAGCCCACAGUUGCAAGAGAUCUUUGAGCGUGUCCGCCAGAGUGCAGACUUCAUGCCUCCGACUCAGAUGAAGGGUGUCCUGGUGGAAGAGCUGGGCAGUCACUGGUGGGAGAAAGUGGCCUCGCUUGAGGAGACACCGUUUGCAGCCGCCUCCAUUGGCCAGGUGCACCAAGGAGUGCUGAUGGAUGGCAGAGUGGUGGCUCUGAAGAUCCAGUACCCUGGCAUUGCUCAAAGCAUCCGCAGUGACGUAGACAACUUUCUCUCCGUGCUGAAGAUGAGUGUGGUGCUGCCCGAAGGCCUCUUCGCAGACAAAACCCUGCAGGUCCUGCAGAAGGAGCUGGGCUGGGAAUGCGAUUAUCUGCGGGAAGCUGACUGCGCCAGGAGGUUCAGGCAGCUCCUGGAAGGAGACCCGUUCUUUGAGGUGCCAGCAGUGGUGGAUGAGCUGUCCACAAGGAGAGUCCUGUCUAUGGAGCUGGUGGGUGGCGUCCCUCUGGACCAGUGCCAGACGCUGGACCAAGAGAUCCGCAACGAGAUCUGCUCCCACAUUCUUCGCCUUUGCCUGCGUGAGCUCUUUGAAUUCCGCUUCAUGCAAACAGAUCCAAACUGGUCCAAUUUCUUCUACGACGCCCAGAAACACAAGGUGAGUCUGCUAGACUUUGGAGCCAGCCGAGGUUUCAGCAAGGAGUUUACUGACCAUUACAUUGAGGUGGUGAGAGCAGCUGCUGAUGGCAACAGGGCCAAAGUGCUUCAGAAAUCCAAGGACCUCAAGUUCAUGACAGGGUUUGAGACCAAGGCAUUUGAGGAGGCACACGUAGACAUGGUGAUGAUCCUGGGUGAGGCCUUCUCUGCUGCUGGCCCCUUCAACUUCCGCACCCAGAACACAACCCGCAGUAUCCAGAAGCUCAUCCCUGUGAUGCUGAAGCAUCGCCUGUGCUCCCCUCCAGAAGAGAGCUAUUCUCUCCACCGCAAGAUGGCAGGCUGCUUCCUCAUCUGUGCCCACCUGGGUGCAGUCAUUCCCUGCCGGGAGAUAUUUGAGGAUGCUUAUACGCAGUACGCAGUGCGGGAGCAGGACGCAGAGUUGGCAAAGGGCACUUAAUUCAAGGAAAUGGCAUGAGCCAGAACUGGAGAGUGGGAUCUGUCCUUCCUGCAGCCAAACUGGGGCACUGUUGAUUUGUGGUGCAGGAUCUUCUUUGCAGCGGCCACUGUCUGGGAUCACCAGAAGUGCUCCCAAGGAAUGGACAUCAUGUUGGUGCUUUGCAUCUUGCCAUCUGCCCUCCACUGGGGCAAGGCUGGCCAGCACCUGCUGUGCCUCUCUCACCUGUAGCCACCUGAAUUGUGAGAGACCAGCCCCACCCCCACCCCCAAUGUUCCUGUCAUUUGAGAGAGCCUUGUAGGAAUGCAGUGGGAAGGUUCUCCCUGCUGCAAUCCAAGGCCUCUGCCUCUCAUCACCGCGUGAUGUGUGCUGCUGCUCCCUCUGGAGAGGAAAUCACCUUCCUGGGGCAAAGUUGUUCAGAUAUUGAACUGGCCCUGGCCCUCAUGCUCCCAGUGGCUGUCAGCUGCCUUGUGCUCCCUUGUACACUUGACCUGUUUGUGUCCUGUAUGGUGGAAACUGUUGCUGUAAACAACACAGGAAUGGGGUAAAGAAAAUAGGUGCCUUUUGGGAAGGCAUGGCAGGGCUCUAUUGGCCAGCCUGCCAGAACCAAUUGAGGAACAAAAGCUGGUCAGGCUGGUGUGGGCAUGGCCAAUCCAAGCUCCUCCCUCUUACCUCUAUAUGGAAGGCAGAAGCAUCGCUUGGAGGCUUCUGGGACCCAGGAACCAGAUUUCUAGUCUGCUGCCUCUCAUUUGGGACUGGAGAAGAUAGGACAACAUCCUGCUCUGGGGCUAGGGCUACUGAUCUAUAUCUCCCUUUCCUUUUAAAUGGGGUGGGAGGAGAACCAGAGCCAAGCCCUAAAGGGGAGCAUAGAGGGGAGGUGCUGAAAGCCCCAUCUGCCCUUUCCCAGCCUUUGCAGAGUGGAUGGACUGUGCCUGUUCUGGCAGACCUGGGGGUGUGCCUCUGUUGACAGCAGUUGUUGUGUUUUUUUAAAUGGGGGUUUGUGGGGGGACAGGUGAUGAAGACAAUUGCAGUUUGAAAUGUUGGUGUGUGGGUGUUUCUUCACUGAGUCUGUGAUCUCAUUGGGUGCUAGAUGAGGAUCAGUGUCUGAAUCAGCAGGACCACCUCCCCUCCAUCCCCUCUGGCCGUGGGCCUGUUUCUGCUCAGCUUCUCUGAACAGUCAGGGACAUCCAGGAUUUUCAGUGUGGUUGUGAAUUUGCUUGGAUUGUAUCGGGACUGCUGACGUUCAGCCAUCAGCCUGCUUACAUCCAAAAUGAAAACAGAAUAUUUUAAUAAUUCAACUCAUGUGACAGAUCCAAAACCAGAAAAAGAAAUUGGGCUGCAGUGCACAUGGAAUUAGGAGGGCAUGUUGGAAAAUGCUUGAUCCGUCUGAAUUUCAGCUAGCUGGAUUGUUGACUCCUUUCAAAAAAGCUUUAGAAAGUCCCUUUCCCAGCAAAGUCACCAUAGCAGGGGCCCUGCUGCCUGUACUCAGGGCUGAUGUACCCCGGGCGGGGGGGGGGGGGUUGCUUCCUCCUUUCCCAGCCUCUGACAAGAUCCUCUCCCACCACCCACUGACCCUGGCCCCAAAUCUCCUUCUGCUUGGCUGUGCCUGAGACUUUGCCAAUAUUCUUGUGCCCGUCUUCCACAGCACUGGGCAGGAGAUUGCUGAUCAUCUCUGGGGCCGAGUUCCAGGGCUCCUGUUUCUGCCCAUUCCCCUUCCCUCCUGUGUGGGCUGUUGGCUGGCUUGUCAGAGGCAGCUGGACUUUGCUGUGCAGGACUUUGCUGUUCUUUGACCGUAUCGUUCUAGUUGGCAGGUCCUUUAUGCAGACUCCACUAAGGCAGCCUGUUUCAAGUGCCUCAUAAUAUGGCAGUAAAACCACAGAAUAAUCAUACAGAAGAAAACAAGCAAAGAGCUCUCAAAAAGUUGUAUAAACCUGAAUAAAAAAUCUGCAUAAAACUGAAUAAAAUUCUAGGGCCAUAAAAAUAUGAAAGAAAGUGUGACUCUGUCACUCCAGGCCAGGGUCAAGAGAAAUGUUUUGGGGAAGGGUGUUCCUAAGGUGAAGCCCCUCGUUCACCUGCCACAUGGAGCUCCCGCUUCCUAAAAAUUACUGCUUUAGAAAAAAGAACAAGGAAGGGGAACCAAAAAUUCAGUAACUUAAUUAAAAACGGGUGGGUGGGGAGUUGAAGCAAAAAUAUAACACCAGCUAUGCCAGAUUUCCAUUUGUUUCUAUGAAAAUUUUCCAAAUAUCUAAAGAUAAGGCCAUGAGCAAUUGUUGUCUAUAUGCCAUGAGUUCAAAUGCUGAUAAAGAUUGAUUCAUGAGAAGAGGGCAUUUAUCUCUCCCAACAGUUUUUUAGCUGUGGUAAGGGCAUGGAGGGUCUAUUUCCUUUGACCAUCAGUUAGCCUCCAAGAGAUGGGCAGAUAGUUUAAAAGUACACUGGCAUCCUCAAAAAUCAAUGAACACUUUAAUAUAGAAUUGAUAUGAGCUAUAACUUCCUCCCAGAAAAACUACAUGACACACCCAAGUCACAUCCAUGUUUAAGGACUGCAUCCUUACAGCGCCAACAGUUAGACUCUACUCAGUCUUUAUUAAACUUGCUGUGGUGUCCAGAAUGUCCUAAACAUAAUUUCUUUGCUGAAUACAUCUCAAUUUAUAAUCUGUGGAGAGAGCAAGUCUGAACUUUCAGGCCCGAUCGGAUUGUACUGGCAAAACAGAACAAACUGGCUCCUAUUCCAUUCAUUCCUGGGACCUGCUGCCUUAGGUUGGGGUUGGAGUUGCUACCUUUGGAAGUUUUUAGAGAAAGGUUGGGUAGCCAUCUGUCAGAAGUGCUUUGCUUGUGCGUUCCUGCAAAGCAGGGGAUUGGACUGGAUGGUCCUUGUGGUCUCUUCCAGCUGUAUGGUUCUAUGAUUCCGGAGACUGCAUAUUUAUUAAUUAAAAAUUUAUAAACAAAUAUUGACCGUUUUGUUUCUACAUUGCUUCAAUUAGAGUUUCCCAGCGCAAAGGGGGCUCUGAGGCGCUUGAAGGCAUGGGGUCAUAUUUAGAGAGCAACAGAUGCCAUUGGGCUGACACUGCAAGUCCUGUCUAGGCCUCAGCUGAGACGGUGGCAGCAAUGCACCGCUUCUGCCCUUGGCUGCCAGCUCAUUCAGAGACCCUUGGGGAAGCCGUGGUUUUCAUGACUUCAAGUACCCUUCCCACAUCUGACAUGGGGCUAAUUAUCUGCUCUACCUUUAAGAGCUGUUGCAGCGAUUAUGGUACAGUUCUGGAGCAGUGGGGGUGGGGGUGCUGUUUCUGCCUGGUUUGAUACCCUCAGUACAUCAGAUUCUCUGUUCAGCUUGUGCAUUUGGGUGACCUGAGGACUAAGAUUUUUCCCACACACACUGUUAGGAUGCCGUUGCUAGGUCGGGGGGGGGGGGGGGGGGCAGGAGCUGGGGAAUGGCUUUGUUCUGUGCUUGUUGCAUUUUGCAGGUGUUAAUCUCAUCGUCCUUGAAGAUCUGAGAUGGAGAAGUGUUCCCAGCCUCUGCCUUUGGACACACUGGUGACUGUAUUCUCAUGGGGGGUGGGGAAUGCUACAUUAUAUUAUCACUGGUUUUGGCGCCCUUUUAACAGAACUCUCUUUGCUGAUGCUCUUCUGUCAAGAAUAAAUUCCUUGGAACUUUAA
Sphaerodactylus townsendi is the source of this 5574-nucleotide messenger RNA. It is a transcript of the gene COQ8B, whose product is annotated as coenzyme Q8B. The coding region runs from base 145 to 1923 and encodes 592 amino acids. The transcript is spliced from 14 exons. The record is from RefSeq and is a predicted model, not a curated record. Gene Ontology annotation, cellular component: extrinsic component of mitochondrial inner membrane. NCBI's taxonomy places the organism in Eukaryota, Metazoa, Chordata, Lepidosauria, Squamata, Sphaerodactylidae. Gene Ontology annotation, biological process: ubiquinone biosynthetic process. Gene Ontology annotation, molecular function: kinase activity.